Lodderomyces parapsilosis is the source of this 798-nucleotide messenger RNA. RefSeq names its product proteasome core particle subunit alpha 7 (gene PRE10). The transcript is spliced from 3 exons. Gene Ontology annotation, cellular component: proteasome core complex; proteasome core complex, alpha-subunit complex; nucleus. The record is from RefSeq and is a predicted model, not a curated record. The coding region runs from base 1 to 798 and encodes 265 amino acids. NCBI's taxonomy places the organism in Eukaryota, Fungi, Ascomycota, Pichiomycetes, Serinales, Debaryomycetaceae. Gene Ontology annotation, biological process: ubiquitin-dependent protein catabolic process.
AUGACAUCAAUUGGUACUGGAUAUGAUUUGUCAAACAGUGUUUUCUCCCCAGAUGGAAGAAAUUUUCAAGUAGAAUACGCAAUGAAAGCGGUGGAGAAUGGAGGAACUUCAAUCGGUAUCAAAUGCAAGGAUGGCGUAGUAUUGGCUGUUGAAAAAAUCAUCAACUCAAAGUUGUUGGUGCCAGGAAAGAAUAAAAGAAUUCAAACGGUGGAUCGUCAUAUUGGAGUUGUUUAUUCAGGCUUACUACCAGAUGGCCGUCAUUUUGUCAAUAGAUCACGAGAUGAAGCCCAAUCAUUUAAGUCGAUAUACAAGAUCCCCAUGCCAGUUCCAAACCUAAUGGAUAGAAUGGGAAUAUACGUACAAAAUUACACUUGCUACAACUCGGUUAGACCUUUUGGUGUCGUUUCGAUAGUAGGUGGUGUUGAUGACGACGGCCCCCAUUUGUACAUGAUUGAACCAAGUGGUACUUGUUGGGGAUAUAGCGGAGCAGCCACUGGUAAAGGUCGUCAAAUUGCCAAGUCUGAAUUGGAAAAAUUAAACUUUGAAGAAUUGACAUGUAAGGAAGCUGUCAAGAUUGCAGCAAAGAUUAUCCAUUUAGCUCACGAAGACAAUAAGGAUAAGGAUUAUGAAUUGGAGAUAUCAUGGGUGAGUAAAGAGCACACUGGUGGGAAACAUCAGUUCAUACCAGAAGAUGUGUUGGUAGAGGUAAGAAAGCAAGCCGAAGAGGAGGAAGAUGACGAUGAGGAAGAAGAGGAAGAAGGUGGUGACGAGAAUAAGGACGAGGAAAUGGAGACAUGA